Molecule: messenger RNA, 381 nt
Organism: Dracunculus medinensis (Guinea worm)
Lineage: Eukaryota; Metazoa; Nematoda; Chromadorea; Rhabditida; Dracunculidae
Source: the annotation of a GenBank genome assembly
AUGCCUCGUUUUAUGCUAUGCACUAUGGUGGAUAAGGUCAUUCACGGUGACGGUUCGAUAUAUGAUGCGAAGGGGAAGAUUGCUGAAUUAAAGCUUGAUAAGGAAUGUUUUGAAGAAAUGGUGAGUGUGACGGGAACGAAACGUUUUUAUCAUCGAUGGACAACCAAUCGUCAUGCGGAAAAACGAUGGAAACAUGGAAAAAACGCAUCAAAAGCAUUUGUAUCUAAAGACAGUGAAUGCGGAAGCAUUGUCCAAAUUGAUUUUGGAUUUGUGCAGUCGCGUCAAGCAGAUGUUUUUUCCAUGUUGCCAAAUUUUUCGUGCCAGGCAAGGAAUGGUGCAAUUAACAUAGCACUUAGGCAAGGAAUGGUGCAAUUAACAUAG